Macrosteles quadrilineatus (aster leafhopper) is the source of this 2068-nucleotide messenger RNA. It is a transcript of the gene CCT2, whose product is annotated as T-complex protein 1 subunit beta. Gene Ontology annotation, biological process: protein folding. The transcript has 9 exons. Bases 157 to 1761 code for a protein of 534 amino acids. Gene Ontology annotation, cellular component: chaperonin-containing T-complex; cytosol. The record is from RefSeq and is a predicted model, not a curated record. Gene Ontology annotation, molecular function: ATP-dependent protein folding chaperone; ATP binding; ATP hydrolysis activity. Lineage: Eukaryota; Metazoa; Arthropoda; Insecta; Hemiptera; Cicadellidae.
UGAGCACAUGCCGUGUUGAAUCCAAUCCUCUCGUUCUCGUGCAUUUCUUUCAGGUAGUAGAAAGAGUGCAAAUUAAUUAUUUUAUCUGAAACUGUAUUUUCAGAGUUAAAGUAUAUUGUUUUAUUGUGGUUUGAUAUUUAAAUAGUAUUUCUCAACAUGACGUCACUUAACCCUGUUCGGAUUCUAAAGAAUGAGGCGGAAGAAGAAAAGGCUGAAAUCGCUCGCAUGUCGUCGUUUAUUGGAGCCAUAGCCAUUGGAGAUUUGGUCAAAAGUACUUUAGGACCUAAAGGCAUGGAUAAGAUUCUCAUAGGUCAUGGUCGAAAUGAGAGCUCCCUCGAAGUAACCAAUGAUGGAGCCACAAUUUUGAAGGCAAUUGGAGUUGACAAUCCAGCUGCAAAGAUUUUGGUUGACAUGUCCCGUGUACAGGAUGAUGAAGUUGGUGAUGGUACAACUUCAGUCACAGUGCUUGCGGCUGAAUUACUGAGAGAAGCUGAAAAGCUAAUAGACCAAAAGAUCCAUCCUCAGAUCAUUAUUUCUGGUUGGAGACGUGCCACAACAAUCGCUAGAAAUGCACUGAAAAGCUCAUCAAUGGACAAUAGCGCAAAUUCUGAAAAGUUCCGUGAAGACCUUUUGAACAUUGCCCGCACAACUCUGAGCUCCAAGAUCUUGUCUCAACACAAGGAACAUUUCUCUAAACUUGCUGUGGACGCAGUUCUGCGGCUCAAGGGAAGUGGGAACCUAGGAGCCAUUCAGAUCAUCAAGAAGAAGGGAGGGGUCCUUGAAGAUUCUUUCUUGGAUGAAGGAUUCCUGUUGGAUAAAAAGCCUGGCCAGCACCAGCCUAAGAGAGUGGAGAAUGCCAAGAUUCUGAUCGCAAACACUCCUAUGGACACAGACAAGAUCAAAGUGUUCGGCUCUCGGGUCAGAGUAGACUCCAUGGCCAAGAUUGCUGAACUCGAGGUCGCCGAGAAGGAGAAGAUGAAGGACAAAGUAGAAAAAAUCGUCAAACAUGGCUGCAAUGUCUUCAUCAACAGACAGCUGAUCUACAACUACCCAGAGCAGCUGUUUGCGGACGCUGGUGUCAUGGCCAUUGAACAUGCAGACUUUGAUGGCAUUGAGAGGCUAGCACUGGUCACUGGCGGAGAGAUAGUGAGCACCUUCGACCAACCAGACAAGGUCAAACUGGGACGUUGUGAUGUCAUCCAAGAGGUGAUGAUCGGAGAGGACACUCUGAUGAGGUUCAGUGGUGUGGCGCUAGGAGAGGCGUGCACUAUCGUCAUACGAGGCGCCACUCAGCAGAUCAUAGACGAGGCUGACCGCUCCCUGCAUGACGCCCUGUGUGUACUUGCUGCUACUGUGCGAGAGAGCAGCAUCGUCUAUGGUGGGGGCUGCAGUGAGAUGCUAAUGGCGUGUGCAGUACAAGCAGAGGCAGCCAAGACAGCAGGCAAGGAGGCAGUGGCCAUGGAGGCGUUUGGUCGUGCUCUACAGCAGCUGCCUACCAUCAUAGCAGACAAUGCUGGCUACGACUCAGCCCAGCUGAUCAGUGAGCUGAGAGCGGCUCAUGCACAAGGCAACUCCACCUCUGGACUGGAUAUGGAGGUUGGUAGGAUCGGAUGUAUGAAGCAGCUGGGCAUCACUGAGUCAUUUGUGGUGAAGCGCCAAGUGCUGCUAUCAGCCUCUGAGGCAGCCGAAAUGAUUUUGCGAGUGGACAACAUCAUCAAGGCGGCGCCACGCAAGCGAGUGCAGGACCGCGGCCACUGCUAGACAGCACAAAGCUAACACUAACCUCGCUUUACUGUAACAGCCCUCUUGUUUGAGAUCAAAUUGCUUUUUCCUUAACCCCGCAAAGUAUUAUUUUAUUUCCUUGUGCACGUUAACAGCAUUUAUUGUAAAUAGGUUAUGAACUCACUUCCGUUCUCGACUUAUUGUUCGCGUAAGGUUAAUUUUUUUAAAAUCAGUUAUUGUUAAUUUUUUUUUGUCACAAUUGUCUUACAAACAUUUAUAACAUAUUAGGUACUUAAAAUUAUUAUAAAUUAAUAAAUUUGUAAUAAAACUUUGAUUUUAUUUCUUA